AAUGUCCAAUACACAAUAUGACGAAAGCGGGCAAUUCGCUGGUUACUUCACACUAACAUUUUUAUUCUUAAUUUUAGUUCCACUAAGCUUAUCUACACUUUAUAAGCUGCUAUUCCAACAAUCACUCACUUACCCUGUAUUCCCAUACCCAAAGGAUACGCCAAAGCCUAGAUCAACUAGCAAAUCUAAGGUAACUAUUAACAGGUUACUCGUUCUGCUCGUUGGUUGGUCCUUGUUCGUUUACAUCGCUUUUAAAACUAAAGAUAUAAAACUCAACUACGAAGUUUACGAUCCUUUCGAGAUUCUUGGCUUAUCGACUACAUCUACUCAAAAGCAGAUUAGAAAGCAUUACAAGAAGUUAUCAUUGAAGUUCCACCCAGAUAAAGUUAAAUUAGCAGUCAACCAAACUGUAGAACAGGCUGAUAACUACUUUGUUAACCUCACAAAGGCCUACAAAUCAUUAACAGACGAUCAGACGAGACAAAACCUCGAACAAUUCGGUCAUCCAGAUGGCAAACAAGAAAUGUCAAUUGGUGUAGCCAUUCCAACCUGGGUCGUCGAUUCUGACUACUCAUUUUGGGUACUCGGCUUGUAUGCCGUCUUAUUUGGUUUAGCCUUGCCAUACUUCGUCGGUAAAUGGUGGUUCUCCAGCCGUUCACUCACCAAAGACAGAGUUUUGAAUUCAACUGCAGCCAUCUUCUUUAGAAAGCUCGAUGAGAAAGCUGAUUUUUCACAAUUACUUCACUUGCUGGCAACAGCCGAUGAAAUGUUAGCAGUUUUACCUGCUUCUCCAGUCGACAAAGGCAUCGCAAAGAGCGUCAAAGCAGCAGCAAAGCAACAUCUCGAUUAUGUCUUCCCAACUCAUGGUAUUUACACACGUACUCAAUCUUCAAGAGCCGCGGUUUUGCUUUUCGCUCACGUUUUACGCAUUGAUCUUCCAAAGCAAUUACAAAAAGAGCAACGUAGGAUCUUACCAAUUGCAUUGCACGUACAUAGAACCCUUCUUGGAAUCUCAUUAGCUCAUAAUUGGUUGCCAACCACACUUAAGAUUUCUCAACUCUCUGGUCACCUUCUCACAGCCACAAAGCCAGGUGACAGUGUAUAUAAAUCAAUUUACAACUUCCCUGCUGAACUCGCUGAAGAAAUUUCUGAGAGAGCUCCGUUCACUAUCGCUAGAGCACCUGAAGAUGAACGUAAAAAAAUCCUCAAAGUUGGUCAACCAGGUGGUGUCAAAGAGGAGCACUAUGAAGGUGUCAAUGAUGUCCUUGGGAGAUUCUUACAUGUAGAUAUUGCAGAUGCAAAUUUCGAAGUUGUCGAUGAACAAACAGUCACACCUGGUGCUAUCGUACAAUUCAAAACUAAAGCUAGGCUAGUUCCUGCACGAUUCCCAUUAGGAGAUGAUGGCACAAAACCAGAAGAUGAUAUUUUCAUUGAGAAGAAUGACACAAAGCUUCACACAGCAUACACGCCAUACUACCCAGAGGAAAGGCUAAUUAGCUAUAUGGUCAUGUUGACCGACGCAAAGACGUCAAAAAUUAUCGUACAACCUGGUAGAUUUACAAAUAUACCAAUAGUUCAAGCACCAAAAUACAAGAACAUAGUUAAAAGUCUAGACUUGCAAUUCCAGGCCCCACCACAACCAGGUGUUUACACAUUUAGAGCCGUUGUUUGCUCUGAAGUCCAGCCUGGCUGGGGAUUCCAAGCAGCAAGGACGAUGAGACUGCUGGUAGAAAAGCCAGCAGCACCAGCGAAAGAGGAGGAUGACAUUAGCGAGCCAGAAGAGGAUUCAUUAGCCGGACAGAUGGCCCAGCUCCGCGGAGAAUCUGUUAAGAAAGCUGACGCAGCCGAUUCUGACGAAAGUGGUACAGAUGAUGAUGACCAAGAGGAUGGCUCUAGUGAUUCUGAUAGUGAUUAAUAUGUUGUCAACUAAAUUGUAGUUUUUUUUUAAAUUUUAAUUUUACUUGCAUCACGUCCUCCUACUAGUUUAGCCGGAAUCCUUCAUUCAUACCAAACCACAUUCCUUUGGAUAUUCAAAGCUCAGUGAUACGCGCCGGUCGCAACUAGCUCUAACAAAUUAACUGCAAGAACAACAGAAGUAGGAAAAUGAAACUUCCAGAAGAACAUUCAAUCUAUUUACAAGCUUUCUUUGGUGGUAUGAUUGUCGUGGCUUUCCUCGCUCGUUUACCCGCCAUGAUUAACUGGGUUAUUGCUGGUGGUAUACAGCGUGCUACGUUCCUCCACAAGGGUGAAAUUGAUGGCCCAGGUGCAUACCCGUACUCUAUCGUCGCAAAGUCCCCCUUUCCAAACAGUCAAAAAUCAAAACCAAACAUUUUCGAGCGCUCAAUCAAUCAAAUAACGCCUACAGCGCACACGCCUUUGCCUGGUUUGUCACUUACAGCUGGACAGGCUUUCGUUUUCGCUUUAGCCACUGCCGCCAGCAUCUUCGUUUUUGCCUACGGUCCUACAAACCCAAUUGAGAACCCAGGCAGAGCUGGUUGGGCUGCAGUAGCUGUCACACCUGCCGUAACAGCUUUGGCCUUCAAAAACUCAAUUGUUGGUACUAUGGGUGGAUGGGGAUACGAGAAGCUCAACAAAUUGCAUCGUCUUCUAGGAAGAUUGUCAGUCUUGUUUGGGCUUUUACACACAGCUGGAUACGCACAUAUAUUCUCACAACACAAUACGGUUGCAUCUAGUUUGGCAAAGCCUAUGAACCAAGCUGGUAUUUUUGCUAUCAUCGGUAUGCUUCUCACUGCUGUAUUCUCGAUUCCAUGGUGCAGAACUCACUUCUACAAUGUUUUCUGGCAUUGUCAUUGGAUCGGCUAUUGGAUGUACCUCAUAGCUAUAAUGAUUCACUGGAAAUCAACCCAACCGUUCAUUAUACCAUGCAUUGUCGCAUACGGCAUUGAUUGCGCUAUGCGCUUUGCGAGAUCUAGAUCACGUUUAGCUGAAAUUACUCCACACCCAGCAGCUGGAUACACCACUAUCACAAUCCCUGACCUCCGCGGUGGAUGGGAAGCAGGACAGCACGUCUACGUCCGCGUUCAAGAACUCGGUGGAAAAUUUUUCGGUUUGGGCAACCUCAUUGAAAAGCACCCAAUCUCUAUCGCGAGCGCUAUUGGUGGUAGUGAUGGUCUUAGACUUAUCAUUCGCAGUAAUGGUGACUGGAGUAGUCGUGUUUUGGCACUCGCACAAAGGAAGCAAAAUGAGAUUACCUACGGCUCUGAAAAAGGUAACGAUAGUGUCCCAACUGCGGCAGUCUCAGUUGAAGGUCCUUACGGUGGACCAUUUUAUACGUCGUUCGGUAAAUCCGGUCACGUUCUUUUCCUUGCUGCCGGUUCUGGUCUUGCUUUCGUACUCUCUUGCGCUGAAGAUCUGGUCAAGCAGAGCAGAGGUGGACAUUGUCGUGCCACCACUUGUCAAGUUAUUUGGAUCGUCAGGGAUGUUGCAACAUACCAAGUUUUCCAUGAAGAAUUGAUGACACUCCUCGUUGCCGGAUCACUUGUUCCACUCGAUCUAACAGUUAAGGUUUACAUAACGAGACAUGUUAACAGCGCUGGCGUCAGCUCUGACGAUCUCAACUAUCUCUUACCACACAGGGAUGGUGAGAUUAUUGCAAAGAGACCGUCAAUUGCAGCCAUCAUUGAAGAUACCGUUUUCAUGGCCAAAGAUAGGAAUUGUACUUAUGGUCUCAUGGUUGGUAUUUGUGGACCACCAUCUACCGUAAGAUCAUGCAGAGCUGCCAUUGGUGGUGUUGAUCCAAGAUACCUGAAAGAAAUUGGUGGUGUACGCGAACACUGCGAAACUUUCGGUUGGUAAACACAAAACUGAUUAUAGUGGCUAGCGGGCCGGAAUACCUCUUUUGAUAUUAUCUUUACAUCUGAGUUGUUUUCAAUAUUUCUCAUUCUUUCACUGUUUUCAUUAUAUUUGUACACAAGAUAUGCAUAUAGUGCAGCGCACUAACUGAUAUUCGAUGGAAAUGAUUAUCUAAUAAAUAUUACUACUAAUAUAACAAAAAACAUAAUGAAAAUAAAUAUAAACUAAAGUCCCAUGAGAUUGUCUGGCGCGAUGUUGAGCGCUGUUUGACAAGUCUCGUCAUUUUGAUGUUCAAGUGCGUUCAAUGGCCAAAGUUCAUCAGUGUAUUGUUGCCAAGUCGUUAAGUUUGGAUUCAUGUAAGCGUCAAUAUGGCGGUUAAUAUAAUCGCUAGUUGGCAUAUCUGGUGGGUCACAGCCGACGUUACGCUCACCAACAGGUUGAUAAACGCGUACCCAAUCAACUGACAUUAUUGAAGGGAAUAUGAGCUCAUCCCAGUCAAUGUCACCAAAGUUGUUCGAUAUACCUUGGUUAAUAAGUAUGUACAUUGGUUCCUCCGGUAUAGUUCUUUGUCCAAUUUCUGUGAUUGGAUCUGGACCAAUGGCACCCGCUUUGACGCUCCAUCUAACUUCGUCGCUAACUGACCAUUUUAUGUCACCAUCGGCACCUGGAUGAUACUCGAAACCAUACUCAUCAUAGCAUCCAGAUUCGAAUUGAUAACAUUCUUGGUUUGUACGUAUAACACCACUAACGGAUUGUUGGAAAACACUUCCAUGGUAACCGUUCACUUCGUCAGUUUCAGGGUGUGUCAAUACAGCCAAAUCAGAUGUGUUGUCGUAAAGAUAGAAACUGUUAAAUGGUGCGAAUUGACCAGACAUUGAGAGGUGACCCAUACGCGUAGAUUGAUCUACUUGUGCUUCAAGAAUAUCGAUUUCAGGUGCAGAUCUACCUUUUAAGGUACCGUCUUCAUGCUUUGGUCCAGGGUGAUCUUGAUCAUCGCAUGUGCAUCUGGAUAAACGUUGUCCAGGGAGGUAAGAAACUGAGUAAUCAUACGCCCAAUCACCAUUGGUACGUGACUCAGGUGGAUAUACACCAAGUGAUUGGUUCUUGAGAGUACCGACAUCGCAGCUAUCAUAACUGUAUGGCCACAUUCCGUCUAGACUGGCACCAUAACCAGCACGACCGAGGUUACCCAUAGUCCAGAAAGCUGGCCAGAGACCCCAGACGUCUGAUGAACCUGGAAGUUGUACUGAUGCUGAAAUGUAUCCACCUGUGAAACAGAAUUUGUUCCAACUUGUCAAAAUUCCUCCUUCAUAUUCGAGAUCGUGACUGGCUACUUCAUCGAGUGUUAUUCUAAGUGCACCACCUUCGGUUGUUACUUGACGUGGGGAGUACCAUUCAAGAUUGUUUGUUCCCCAAUAGUGCAGAUCUCCAGCUUCCCAAAAUGGAUCUUCACCAGGGUAGAAUGUCCGUCCGUCGAUGUUAAAUUCGUCGGAGAAAACGAGCUCAUAGUCUUUACCGUCGUAACCUACUCUAGUGCGUGCUUCUUCCGGUGUGUCAGGGUCAACUAAGCCACGAUGGCCACUAAUGGCAGCUAUCUGACCAGUUGAAUUGAUAAAACCAAUAUUAUAUCCGCCU
Messenger RNA from Wallemia mellicola CBS 633.66, 5448 nucleotides. RefSeq lists its product as hypothetical. The annotation marks the transcript as partial. Gene Ontology annotation, biological process: post-translational protein targeting to endoplasmic reticulum membrane; SRP-dependent cotranslational protein targeting to membrane. NCBI's taxonomy places the organism in Eukaryota, Fungi, Basidiomycota, Wallemiomycetes, Wallemiales, Wallemiaceae. Gene Ontology annotation, molecular function: transmembrane protein transporter activity; RNA binding. Gene Ontology annotation, cellular component: Sec62/Sec63 complex. The record is from RefSeq and is a predicted model, not a curated record. The transcript is spliced from 5 exons.